GCUGGCUUAGACGGCUCCUACAGAAGCCCAAGGCCCGCUCGGUGGAGAGCAGCCUCGACCCCAACCGCUCUGCUUCGUCCUCGCCUUCCUCCUCUUCCUCCUCUGCCGAGAGCUCCGGCUCCUCUCCCAGCCUGAGCUCGGCCAGGUCCAUCCGCCUGGUGGACAUCCGCGCCUCGGGCGGCGCCCGCUGGACCAAGAGCUACGACGUCUGCGUCUGCCACAGCGAGGUGGACCUGGAGCUGGCGGAGGAGCUGGUGUCCUACCUGGAGGGCCAACCCGAAAGCUUCCGUUGCUUCCUCCAGCUGCGGGACGCGGCGCCGGGGAGCGCGGUGGUGACGGAGCUGUGCGGCGCCGUGCGGAACAGCCACUGCUGGGUCCUGCUGGUCACCCCGGGCUUCCUCGGCGACCCCUGGUGCAAGUACCAGAUGCACCAAGCGUUGGCCGAGGCGCCCAUGGCCAACGGGCGCACCAUCCCGGUGCUGAAGGACGUGGAUCGGAAGGAUUAUCCGGUGGAGCUGCGGAGCCUCUACUACAUCUCCGUGGCGCGGAAGGAGAGCGGCUUCAGGCAGAUCAGGGACACCGUGGUGCGCUACCUCCAGGAGCUGUGCCGGAGCUCCGCGAGCGGGACGGAGUAG
Molecule: messenger RNA, 635 nt
Organism: Leptosomus discolor (cuckoo roller)
Lineage: Eukaryota; Metazoa; Chordata; Aves; Leptosomiformes; Leptosomidae
Source: RefSeq, a predicted model, not a curated record